This is a messenger RNA of Aspergillus steynii IBT 23096, 1590 nucleotides long. Its product is annotated as MFS transporter. NCBI's taxonomy places the organism in Eukaryota, Fungi, Ascomycota, Eurotiomycetes, Eurotiales, Aspergillaceae. The transcript has 10 exons. Gene Ontology annotation, molecular function: basic amino acid transmembrane transporter activity. Gene Ontology annotation, biological process: basic amino acid transport; transmembrane transport. Bases 1 to 1590 code for a protein of 529 amino acids. Gene Ontology annotation, cellular component: fungal-type vacuole membrane. The record is from RefSeq and is a predicted model, not a curated record.
AUGACCGCGAAUGAAGAAUCUCCUCUGCUCCAGAAUCCGACCGAGCAAAGCUCAAGUGUCCAGGAGCAGCAGAAAGGACAGACUGAGCGCGCCAAUCAACUUGUCGUUUACGGCUCAUUCAUUGGGAUCUUUGUUGCGGCAGCGGAUGACUCUCUGGCGAUUUCGACAUGGAGCUCCAUAGCCUCUCAAUUCCAGCGCCUGUCAGAAGGCUCAUGGCUCGUUGUGGCGUAUAAUUUCGGGUUUUGUGUCUCUCUUCCCAUGUAUGGCACCCUGAGUAGCAUGUACGGUCGGAAGAAUGUCCUUCUCGGUGCUUAUGCCCUUUUUGCCGUGGGAUGCAUCGCAUGUGGUGUCAGUGGCUCGUUGGAACAGCUGGUUUUCUCCAGAGUGUUAGCCGGAAUCAGCGGCGGCGGGAUGAUCUCCCUCGUUUCGAUCAUCAUCACCGACUUGAUCCCUCCUGACGACGUGGCUCUUUUCCGAAGUUAUGCCAAUGUUGUCAGUGUCCUCGGCAGGAGUCUCGGUGCUCCGUUGGGUGGGCUUUUGAUUCAGACAAUCGGCUGGCGAUGGUCUUUCCUCGGUCAGCUUCCUCUUGUCAUUGCUUGCGGUCUGGUGGCAGCCUAUGGCCUUCCAUCAUCGUUGAACAUUCGCGAAGUCGAAGAAGACCAUGAGAAUGCUCCGCCCACCAAGCUCUCGGAGGUCGACUUUACCGGUCUUUUCUUUCUAGCCUUAUCCACAGUCAUCUUACUAUUCCUACUUCAAGAUGCAAGUGUCACCACGGAGGACCACUCCCACUUGAUGACGUUGCUAGUGCCAUCUUUGGUCGCUGCUGUGGGCGUGUUUCUUUUUGUAGAGGCAUACUGCGCCUGCAGGCCGCUCAUUCCGCUUAACCUUGUGGCAGGAUCUUUGGGUGGCUAUUCGGCGGGACAAGUGUUGAUGAACACUGCUCGCAUGGCGGUUGUGAGCAACCUCGUCCCCUACUUUGUUCGCGUCGAUCAAGCUAGCAACGUUUUUGCUUCCUCGACGUACGUGAUUAGCGCGUCGGGCGUCUCUAUCGGGGGCGUUGUUGCUGGUGCAAUUAUCAAGAGAACGAAACGCUCCAAAAAGAUGAGCAUCAUCGCUGUCGGAGCGUCCAUCCUUGUUUAUAUCCUCAUCUUUGCACGCUGGCGCGAUGGCUGUUCCAUCCCCGAGAUGUUUUACUUGUUCCCUAACGGAUUCGCUGCCGGUAUAUUGUUCUCCACACAAUUCAUUGGAAUGUCGUUUGGUGCGCCGAAAGGAUGUCUGGAGACUUGCAUCACGACAUACUAUCUGUUUCAACAGUUGGGGUUGAUCAUCGGUCCUGCUUCCGGGGUGGCAGUCGUUCAACGAGUGUUUGGGAACCGACUGUCGCAGAAUCUAGACGGAUUUGAAGAAAAACAAUUCAUCGGUCGGAUACUCGACGAUGCCAGAUUCGCCGAGAACUUGUCGGACUCUGUUCAGCAGGUUGUUCGCUCGAGCUACCUCUAUGCGUUCCAAUUCGUACCGCUCAUUUCUGCAGCGUGCUCGGUAGCUAUGCUGCCUAUCGUCUUGUGGUUGAAGGAAGAGAAGAUCGAGUGA